CAAAAAUGGCGGCGUCUGUCCAAUGAGAUUUCAAACUAAAAACAAUUUAACAGCGCGAUGAAUGCAAACAAUAGACGGAGUUCCUUGCGCAAGGCGCCGGCGAUGGAAGAGGAUGCGACAGCAACAUCGACGGCGACCAAACAGCAAAUCAAGCGACGCAUCAGUUUCAGUGGCAAAAAGUUCGUGCGGGAAUUUGUCAACACCAAGGAGACCAACAACUGGGACGACUCGUACGAGGUAUCCGAACACCAUGCGGAGGACAGCACGGGAUCGAGAUCAGGAGCAGGAUCAGGAUCAGGAUCUGCAUCACUACCGAAGGUUCCCCAAGAUGCGGACAAGGAGAACGUUCCACUGACCAGCCACCAAGAACGGGAAUCGAUCGAAAUGAGCCUGAAUCUCCAGACCAGCGUGGAUGUCACCAUGUUGCCCGGCGAACCGAGGAAUAUAUCGUCCAGAAAGUCCACCACCUCCAUUUGUCUGUCCUCCGAGGAGCGAAAGGUGCUGCAAAGCAGCCUCUACGAUCUCCAGACGAUGGACAAGACCUAUGAUCUAAUGUCUCAAUCUCUGAUUCCCCGCACCCAAAUCCCGGCCAGCAUUUGUGAGGAUUCCUCGCUCGAACUGCCAGCUAUUAACAGAGGAAAAAGGGUGAAUACCCCCGUAGCCAAGGCAGCCACAAUAAGUGACUCCUUCAUGGACAUUACUCCAUUGGGAUUCGCUGAUCCUGCUCUUGCACCCGUUGUUCCUGCUCCUGCUCCUGUAGCACCUCCUGGCCAUCCCCCAACGCAGCCGAGUUUCAUGGAGCUGGAAGACGACAGCUUGAUGAGGGAAAUGCGCGAGUUCAACAAAAAGGAGAAAAAGGCGCCGGUUCAUAAGUCACUUUUCAUGGACAUAGAGGAGGCGCAAAAGGAGAUCAAGAAUAAAACCCAACAUGGACCAGUUGAUAUAUCCUUCGACUGCCCUUUGAAUGUUUCCGAGGACCGGGAUCGCUCGCCAUCGAAUUCCUUCGAGAGCAACAACAGCACCAUCAAUUUCAUGAAGGACGAGUCCAUGCUCAUACCCUUCGACAUGAUUUCGGGAAAGAACAUUAGCAAGAAGCUAAACUUUCGCCAACUGAACGAUGAGCUGGAGGCGGGAAAGAUUCAGAUUUUCCCAAAUGGUCCAAAAACGCCAACGACGGAUCGCAAGGCCAAGAGAAAUCGUUUCUUUCAUGGUCUUGAAGAGGAAGCCGCGGAUGACAGUAGUCCAAAGAAGGAUAUAAGAAGCAUUAAGCCAAGGGGAACGUUGAAUUUCAGUGAGAAUAUGACCAUGUCGCCGGCGCUAGCAAGUCCAGUUCGCAAGGACAAGGAGAAACAGAAGGCGCUGGAUGACAAGAGAAAGUAUCGAUUGUCGCAGGCGGAUGAGCUAAUGCUGGACAACACGAAUUUCCUGGCCCAUGCCAAAUUGGGCGACGAGACUCAGUCGAGAAAUACGUCCAAGAAUUCUACAAGAAGGGAGACCACAUAUGAAAAUUCCGAACUGAAUUUGGAAUAUCCCGCCAGCAGUCAGAGCUUUCAGCCUAUGCCAAACUCCAAGUCUCGACAGACUAUUAAUACGGCCGAGGAAAUGCUGCAGGAUCAGUUAGAUUUUCCUACUUAUCCUGGAAAGAAAAGUGUUCCCGCACGUCGCACUUUACAUCUCAAUGAAUCCAUUGAUCAGGAAGCGAAUGAUAUGCACGUUAGGAAGAAGAUUGUGACCACGGAGCAGAUCGUCUAUGAAAAGUCUACAAUUAACCAGCAGGGCUGCACCAAAACCAAGCGCAGGGAGACCAUUUUAUUGCAGGAAAGCAUGGAGCAGGACAUCAUAAGUCCCCUCAAGGAACUACAUUUAAAACCCAGCGCUGUUCCUAAAGAAAGGGCCCAAUCCAAGGCUAACCACACUCUUUUUUUAGCAGAGCCCAUGGAAGAGGAUUCGCUGUGUAAUAUAAAAGACUUGGAAGUUUAUGAUGCGAGUACUGAAGGAGUACCAACUGAAACCAUAGGAGCGAUAAACCAAUCGAACGCAAAUGCUCGCUCCAAAUCCAGACAAACUCUAGUAAUGUCAGAACCCAUAGAGGAGGAUGAGAGUGUUCCGCAGACCAAGACCAACUCAAUAACCCUAAAAACUAUUGAUAGAUCAGCUGCACCGCAGCGACAAAAAUCCAGGCACACUCUCUUAAUGUCUGAGCCAAUUGAAGAAGAACUUGCUGGAGCCAAUCAAUCCCGUUUAAAAUCAAGAAACACUCUUCUCAUGCAGGAGCCAAUUCAAGAGGAUUUGGUAGUUCAAAAGGAAGACCAUUUAGUUGGACAGCAAAGAUUUAAGUCAAGGCAAACGCUCGUCAAUGCCGAACCCAUUGAAGAAGAUGUUUCAGUAGCUGAGGCGCAAACUAAAAAGGCGGAUUGCUCGACUUCCAAGGCAAGUCGCACUCUUCUAAAGUCAGAAACAAUAGACGAAGAUGUGUGGCAGCAGAAACCGGCGGAUCAAACCAGGGAAGAGCUUAAUGAUAAGUCCAUAAAGUCGAGACUGAAUAUUCGGAUGUCGGAAACUAUAGAAGAGGGUCACAAAAAUAAUCAGUCUCAUUAUAAGUCAAGACAUACUGAUAUUAAGGAAGAACCUAUUGAAGGCACGACAACUAAAAACCACAGUCGAUCAUCCAAAUCUCACCAAAACCAACUAAUGGCAGAACCCGGUAAUAAAGAUGAGUCAAUGGCCUACAAAAAAAAUCCAUCUCAUUGUAUGUCAAAUCGCACAGUGUUUAUGGAAGAAUCCAUUAGGGAAGUUGCAUCUGAAACCACUGGCCAGCCAACCAAACCUCGUCAAACUCUCCUUGUGGCCGAACCCAUAGAGGAAGAUGAGGAAAUUUAUAAUAAGCCAGGCGAAUCUAUGAGGCAAACGAUGCGUCAAACGCUUAAUAAGGCUGAACCAAUAGAAGAGGAUUCGGAGGUCUGGAAAGAGCCAACGAAAAAAUCGAUCUUUUCUAAAUCCGACCAAGUAUCUACACAUCGAUCUUCAAAAUCAAGAAACACACUUGUUUUGGCGGAGCCCAUAGAGGAGGAUUCCGACGCCCUUAAACCAGCAAAUCAUCACGGGGGUCACCAUCAACGGAAGCCACGAAUCACUCUUAUCACACAUGAAUCCAUUCAGGAAGACUUCAAAAACGGAAUGGAGGAAAGUCGACCGCAGAUGUCCAAGCACAGACAAACGCUUCUUAAGGCGGAACCCAUCGAAGAAGAUAUCAGUGUCCAUCCUAAAAGCAAGAACAAUAUGGAAAAUAAGAGUGCAACACACUCUAGUGGAUAUGCGACAUCGAAAUCCAGACAAACUUUGCUUAUUCCGGAACCCAUUGAGGAGGAUGAUCUUCAAAGUUAUAACCAUGGAGGAAUCAAAGGUUCGACCGAGUCUAUUGAAGAAGAUGUAGCCGCAUUACCAGCUGAAAAUUCUAAAAAUACCAUGAUUUCAAUGAAGCACAAUGCGGUUUCUGCAGCUCCGUUUUCCAAAAGACAUACUUUGCUCCUAUCAGAAGCCAUGGAAGAGGACGAGGAAAGUCCCGGACUAAAUUAUAAUGCAGCUAAGGAGCAAAAUUCUGGAAAAUUUAAGGGAAUGUUGAACGCACUCAAGGGCUCUAUAUUCGGUCGUUCCUUGCCAAAAGAAGAGAAAGAGAUUCGUGGCAGUGCUAAGACUCACCAAACCAUGCUAAUGUCCGAGUCAAUGGACUUCGAAAGUCCUUUAAAAAGCACAGACUUCGAUGCAAUCACUCCAGUGCCGAAUACCAGAAUAUUAUCAAGAAUCAAACAAUUGUCCACUUACACGCCCGGAAUGUCCUUGACUGAGUUCGAGGAUCAGGAGAAGAUGUGCAAGACACCGGUACACGAAAAGAUCCAAGGGAUUUCAGGAAGAAAGGAAUCAGAAUCCGUGCUGGGAACUCCAAUACGUCACGUCAUGCUGAAACGCUUGCCCUCACAUCUCACACCCAAUCUGCCAGAGUCGAAAAAGCGACAUACCAUGCAUCUGUUUGCGGACAGCAACAUGGAUAUUACCAUAGAUGAUGAGGAGCAGGAAGGUGCUUGGGCUACGACCAACACGAAUAAAUCCCGCAGGACCUUUACGGUGGAUCCGAUGGACGCGUCGGUGCAGCCAGUUAGGGAUUAUCAUCCAGCGAUGGCAGAGUUGAACAAGAAGAGCUCUCUCGACAUGCUGGAGUUGCCACAACCAUUAAAAUUAGAGUGUGUAGAUGCGGAGGAGAAACCCAUAACCAUCUCGGAUGUGACGACUUACUUCGAGGAGCAGCGCAGGUCCAGCGAAAGGGAGAGCGGCAGCUCCAGCGAUAGAACCUUCAAGAGCUAUGCCGCUGCGAACUCGAAAUUCAUUAACCUGACCAUGAACACGACAAUCUUUGCAGCCACAGAAGAUUUGGAUGGCGAGGAGAGGGAAAUAGAAAUAGAUAAGGAGCGACUUAGUCUGGUUUCCACGCUGGCCGAGGAAACGGACAACGACGACGACGAGGAGGAGGUCGAAGAGAAGCACCAACCAAAACCCGAACUCUGCGAGGAUCAGCUGAAACCAGCGGUCAUUGCCGGCACCAGCGGCUCCUGCAAGAAGUGUGGAAAUUGCAAUCAAACCAUGAGCGAAACGACGCUUAGCAACGAUUCCUUUUUCCUGCCGCUUAAGAAACGCUGGGAUUUUACAAGGCAACAACAGAGGUUGCGUGUCAUCAGGAAGAAACCCACUCUGAAGGAGGUCAACCUGUACUGGGAGCUGGAGGAGCAGUCGCGGAUGUCGAGGUGCCAGGAGACCGACGAUUCAAUGGACCAGACAGGAGUGGAGGAGGAGCUGACCACGUGGAACAAAUCGGCGCUUCUAGAGCUGUGCAAGAUACGACUUCAAGUUCAACAGAAGCCCAUGGAUAAGCCCACGGAAUCCUUCUUUGCGCGCCUCAAGCGGUUGCUGGUCGACCAACAGCCAAACUGGAUAUUCGACUUUCAACGCAAGAUCUCCCAGCAAUUGAUAUUCAGCCACCGCCUGCUGACCAUGUUUCGAAUUGUGGUCAACUACAAAACCGAGGACGUGGAAGAGUCAGCCAUUAGCGUGGUCUCCAUUGAGCUGGACAACGAGGUGACCACGCGAAAGGAACACUGGACAGCGCGGGAGCACUUUCUAAACUAUCAAUUGAGUCUCAGGCUGCCCUCGAAUCUAACUGACGCCCUUGAAGGCAGCGAUGAUGCGUCUUUCCUGAAGUUCCUCAAGCACAUUGAUCAGCGAGUUGUGGAGAUCAAUCAGUCGUUCCACAAACUUCUGACUGUUUUAGCGGCGAAGAGGGCGAGGCUACUAAGGCAAGCGAAUCGAACUAUUGUACAGAAGGUCGUUCGAAAAUGCAUAGAAGAGGAACCACUUGUGCGUCUGGAGAAGACCACUUUUGUAAUUGAUAUUGCCAAUACGGAGGACGUCUCCUUUAUGGACAUCCGGCGCCCCGAACUGCAUCUCUUCAAUGAAAACAUUCAGUAUCUGCCGAAGGGAAUUGCUUUCCUGGAAGCAUUUCUUACCGAUCCCGAGCAGUACCUUAAAACAUAAACUUUAUAUAUUAAGAAGAACCUAUUUUACAAUAUGUAUAAAUUAAAACAUUCAGUUUCUGCCCAAGGGAAUUGCUUUCCUGAAAGCAUUUCUUAUUGAUCCCGAGCAGUAGCUUAAAACCUGAACUUUAUGUAUU
Molecule: messenger RNA, 5719 nt
Organism: Drosophila takahashii
Lineage: Eukaryota; Metazoa; Arthropoda; Insecta; Diptera; Drosophilidae
Gene: Spc105R
Product: Spc105-related
Source: RefSeq, a predicted model, not a curated record